AUGCGGAUUCCAAAGUCAAUAGGAGCUGUCAUCCCUCUCCUCGCCUGCCUUUCUUCAUCCAUACUCAUAUCUGCGUUCUCCACGCCAUCACCAUCAACCUCAGCACCAACCUCGACAUCGACGUCCAGUGCGUUAGCGGAGUCAAUGACUAUAUCGAAAAUCCCGAUUUAUGUUGGCGGUUUCUUUCCGAUCGAGGGCCAUUGGGCCCACGAGCUUUUACCCAGAACAGUCCAAACGGCCAUUGACCACGUGAAUGAGUUACCAGGAAUCCUCGAUGAUUAUGAAUUACGCAUGCGCUGGAAUUGGACCAUGGGAAGUCCGGCCAACGCGCUCCGUCUCCUACACGACUUCGUAUCCUCUGGUCCGCCUGUCUUGAUGACUUGGGGACCGAUGUUCUCUUCCGUAGCCACCGUGGUCAACGAAAUCGCUCCCGAGUACAACAUCGUUCAGGUUGUGACUGCUGGUUCUAGCACCUUGAAUGACCGCACCCGUUACCCCCUAACGGUCCGGAUCUCAGGUGAUGAAGACCUUCUCAACCCAGCCAGGACGGCUUUCAUCAAGGCGAUGGGAUGGACUAGAGUAGCCAUCAUCUUUGAGGACACAGACUACUUCAGAGAGCGACACGAUGCUCGAGUUAUAUUCGCUGGAUUUCUGCCCGAUCAGGCUCUCAUUGUUUUCUGCAAGAUCUUUCAACAAGGUCUAUACGGGUCAAAGUUCGUCUGGAUCAUACCCGGAUGGUUUGAGAGCGGAUGGUGGAGAAAUCCUGACCCGGAAAUAGUUCCAUGUACUUCCGAGGAGAUGGAAAUGAUGCUGCAAUAUCACAUUGGGUUCGAUGGAGAUCAGUUUGUUUCCGAUGUCGAGGAGAUCAGCUUUAAUGGCGUCAAACCACUACCUCAUCACCUGGAAUACUUACGCGCACUGCAUGAGAUGGACGAUAAUUCCCGUGACAUCUAUGCCUAUGACAACCUCAUUACCAUGGCGCUUAUACUAAACUCAUCUAUAGCUGAUGUGGAACAACUGCCUGGUUACAGUGAUGGAGAUAAACUGAGACCCACAAGACUGGAUGACUUUACUUACAGCGACACAGAUAUGGACAAGGUAGAGAUUGAACGGGAGGGAAUCAGGAAUUCACCAGUCAAUGUUGAGCAGUUCAUUGGGUCGACGGUAUUUAGGAUCCUGAAUUAUUCGGAUAAGAAUGGAACAUUGCAUUCGGUGGAGAAUAGAUCGAUCAGAUGGGCAGAUGGCAAGCGCCCUGUUGAUGGAAUCACAUACCAACCGAUUGAUGAGACAGUUUCUUCGACUGUUCGGAUUAUCUUCUACUCGCUGUCUGGUGUGGGGAUAGUUUUAUCCCUCAUCUUCUUCUCACUCAAUGUUCAUUACAGGGAGUACAGAACGAUCAAGAUAUCAAGUCCGACACUCAACAACCUGAUCGUUUUCGGUUGUCUGAUGCUCUAUGCAGCUAUCAUCAUUCCUGGGCUUGACAAGUCGUCUUACAGUGAGCCCAAAAUCGUCGUUCUUUGUCACGUUCAAACUGGCCUCAUCAGUGUUGGCAUUUCUCUGUCGCUGGGGGCUCUCUUCGGUAAGACGUAUCGCAUCCAUGCAAUCUUCAAAAAAGCGGUGGAAAGACUCCAGAAGAUUAACUUACCCGAUUCUAAGCUCAUCCUUGGCGUCUUUGCAUUGGUGUUCGCUGACAUUAGUAUUAUCAUGUUCCGAGUGGUGCUUGAUGACGUUCAUGUGACGUCACACUGUCUUGACGCCCAGCUGGACAUGACUGAUCCGAGGCAAGAGAUUUAUUUUGAACCGACUGUUCGAAUGUGCGAAUCUACCAAUCAAAUCUUCUUUCUGAUCAUCAUGUUCGGUAUCAAAGGCAUCCUUGUAAUGUUCGGCAUUUUUCUUGCUUGGGAAACUCGAGAUGUCGCCGUCUCCGAUUUGAAUGACAGUAAAUACAUCGCCUUCUCCGUGUAUACGGUGGCGGUGACAUUGGCGGUAGCCGUCCCCACGAGCUACCUGUUCAUGUACCAAGUCGAUCGCCGUUUCAUCAUCUUUAGCUGUGCGGUUCUCUUUGCUAACACCACCGUGUUGUGUCUGGUAUUUGUACCCAAGAUUCGGCCACUCUGCUCCUGUACCCUUGGCAACCGUGACAUGAUGAAGAAAACCGAGACGUCGUCUGCUAGACCUAAGUCAUCUUCACAUUCAUUUCACUUUCAUUCUGCCGAUGAUGGGGUUAAGAAACUGAUGGAGGAAUUGGUAAAGGUAAUAGAUGGGAAUGUGAAGUAA
Strongylocentrotus purpuratus (purple sea urchin) is the source of this 2277-nucleotide messenger RNA. Its product is annotated as gamma-aminobutyric acid type B receptor subunit 2-like. The transcript is spliced from 15 exons. Lineage: Eukaryota; Metazoa; Echinodermata; Echinoidea; Camarodonta; Strongylocentrotidae. Bases 1 to 2277 code for a protein of 758 amino acids. The record is from RefSeq and is a predicted model, not a curated record. Gene Ontology annotation, cellular component: G protein-coupled receptor heterodimeric complex; membrane. Gene Ontology annotation, molecular function: G protein-coupled GABA receptor activity. Gene Ontology annotation, biological process: G protein-coupled receptor signaling pathway; gamma-aminobutyric acid signaling pathway.